GAUAGUCUAAAUUUAGAAGAAAGACAAAAAAUAAGAAGGAAAGGGGAAAAUCAUUACAAACCAAUCAAUUCACUGAAAAAUCUGAAUAUUCUAUAGACUUAAAUUCUAUUGAAGAAAAGACAUUACAAUUAAAAAAGAAUUAGGAAUAGUUAAUAUAGGCCACUAUAUGUUACACACACACAUAGAUAUAGAAACACAUAUAUCUUAAAAAAAAAAACAACAACUGCUAGAGAAAGAAGAAUCCAAUCAAGGAACCCAAGGAACUCAUGAUGACCAGAUCUUUGAGUAAGAGCUGGAAGAAACACCAGAGACAAUCUAAAAUGGUCAUAGAAAGAAGAAGAUUGCAUUUUUUCUUUUAUUAAAAAUAGUUGCUAAUAAAGGAAACAACUGUAAAUUUCUUUGAGCCUCAGAACUCUUAAAACACUUCAUAGAGAGAACCACAAUAAUGUGAAAGGAACUAGUCUAAACAUCAAUGAAGAAACUAAGUGGAUGAAAAGUAUAUUUUGCCCACAUUAAGACACAAAGCUGGAGUCAAAUUAGACCCUUUAUUUGUAACCCUGAGAUAAAAUUUUUAAAUGGUUAAUUAGCUGGGACCAGAAUGAUAUCAGAGAAGUUUGAACAGGGAUUACGUUUAGGUAAACCCAUCAGGAUUUUAGAUGAUCCCACUGUGUUUAGAGGCUUGUUUCUUGCAUGCUUGGCUUGCAAGUCCUCUCUCUCUCCAUGCCUCUACAACACCACACCACUCAUUACUGCAAAAGCUCAAGUUUUUAGCACUAACAUUCUCCUGGUGAUGCUAUAUCAUUAUGAAACUUAGAACACUACUAUCCCAGACAAAUUUAUAUACGAGGCUAAAGGCACUUGAAGUAAAAAUGAUGAAAACACAGAAAACAGCAUGUUAUCAAUAAUGACUGGCAUGUAAGGUGUGAUGCAGAAGAUGGAAACUAUAUCCUCGGAUUCUCCGGAAUGUUGCUAAAGUAGAUCUGACCACCUCUGUUUUGGGACAGAAGAUCAGCAUGCCUAUAUGUGUUGCAUCCACAGCCAUGCAACGAUUGGCUCACGUGGAUGGGGAGCUUGCUACCGUGAGAGCAUGCCAUUCUAUGGGAACAGGUAUGAUGCUGAGCACCUGGGCUACAUCCUCCAUCGAAGAAGUUGCCCAGGCUGCCCCCGACAGCACUCGUUGGUUGCAGCUCUAUAUAUAUAAGGACCGGGAAAUCUCUGAGCAGCUUGUCAAGAGGGCUGAGAGGAAUGGCUACAAGGGAAUAUUUCUGACUGUAGAUACCCCUUACCUGGGCAAUCGUUUUGAUGAUGUGCGCAACAGAUUCCAGUUACCACCACAUCUCAGGAUGAAAAAUUUUCAAGGCUUUGAUUUGGCCUUUUCUUCUAAGGAGGGUUAUGGAGACAACAGUGGACUUGCACAGUAUGUCGCUAAUAUGAUUGAUUCAUCCAUUAACUGGGAGGAUAUUACCUGGCUGAAGAAAUUGACAACCCUUCCAGUUGUAGCCAAGGGAAUCCUUCGAGCUGAUGAUGCCAGGACAGCUGUGAAAUAUGGUGUUGAUGGUAUAUUGGUAUCCAAUCAUGGUGCCCGCCAACUGGAUGGAGUGCCUGCCACUAUUGACGUCUUGCCUGAAAUUGUAGAGGCUGUGGAAGGAAAGGUGGAGGUAUUCUUAGAUGGGGGCAUACGUAAAGGAACAGAUGUGCUGAAAGCCCUUGCUCUUGGGGCCAAAGCUGUAUUUUUGGGGAGACCCAUCAUCUGGGGAUUGGCUUAUCAGGGGGAGAAAGGAGUGAAGCAGGUUCUGGAAAUGAUGAAAGAAGAAUUCCAGUUGGCCAUGGCUCUUACUGGGUGCCGGAAUGUAAAAGACAUUGACAAGACAUUGGUGAGGACAAAUCUGUCGGUUGUUUCCAAGAUCUGACAGUGCACAUUAUUUUCUCAUCUGUAUUCUUUCUUUCAGCAUGUGUUUCUUGACAAAGAGACACUGUGCAGAGGGUGACUGUACUAUGUAAUUUUGAGCCACUGUACAAAGAACGUUGUUCUUCCCCAACAAAAUAGAAACCCCUUUUAGUUCAUUGCUCUUGACUUUUCAAUGGGUGUCUCAGGAUCAUUUAAAAAAAUGCACUUGCAUCCUAUGAACAUAUUAACUGUUAGAAAAGAAAACAUUAAAAAUGAGUUCAAAUAACUUAAAUUCUCUGGAAAAGUAAAAAAAAAAGUAUUUUGGCAAAACUUGGGAUACCUGCUAGUAACAAACAUCUGACCAAACAGAGAUAGUCAUUUAGGCACACUUGUGGAGAUAGCCUAAAAUUGUGUCUCUGAAGACUGAGGUGAUGAGCUUAGGGACUGAAUUGAAGUCAGGAGAGUGAAACUUAUUUGGUGAAUGACAACCAUGCUUAACAUUAUUUGUGAGUGUCACCUAAUAGUAUAUAAUAAGGAAUUUGCCUGUUUUAAAACUUCAUCUCCCACUCCGCCUCUCUUUUGUCCUUUCUGGGCAUGAAAGAUCUGUAUCACCCUAAUUCUUUUGAUCUUUCCUAAUGACUUCUCUACUUUUGUUAUUUUGUUAUUUUCUUACUUUCCAAAUCAUGUUACUAGUACAGUCUUGGGGAAUGCUCUAAAAAUCUCCAGUCUAGAAGAGAUGUUAGAAGCUAUCCAAAUCAUACUAUCCAAUGAUAGUAUUCUCUUCUCCACUUUUUUUUUUUGACAAAUGAUCAUCCAGAUUCAGUUUGAAAAAGCUUAGUAAAGGAAAACAGCUUCUCAAAAUUAUGAGAAGGUAAGAUUUGUUUUUAUUGAGAAAAGUCAUUUACUCCCUUAGGUCCAGUACCCCAAGGAUUUCAGAACCUUGUGCAGUAGAGCAAAAUAAAAAUGUUGGAGCAUUAAUCAUUGCCUGAAAUUAUUGCCAAAUAUUAUAAAUCUUCCUCUUUUCGUAUCAGGAUAAGCCUGUGUUUCAAUCUAGACUCAUAAAAUUCACAACCAGAAGGAAUGACUUAACUUGGUUUUGUAAAAAAAAAAUGACUAUGCAUAGAGAAUUUUGUUUUCAGGUAUACAGAACAAAUACUGUACUUAUGUCAGAGGUUUGGAAUCAGAAGUUUGUGGUUUUUUUUUUUUUUAAGUUGGAAAGGACUUUAAAGAUAACCUAUUCCAUUCCCCUCAUUUUACAUAUGAGGAAACUGAGGCCUGGGAAGGUUAAGUGACUUAUAAAGGUCAUCCAUAUAGGAAGCAGCAGAGAUUGGAUAAUUCACACUAAUUCAUCUUUUUUGUUUGUUUUCAAUCAGUUAUGGAGCCAAUAAAAAUCAAUGUAUAAAUCAUCUCAAAGAUAUUUGUUGGGUUCCUACUCUAUAUGAAGAACUAUACUGGCUGCUGAGUAAGUUGUAAAAGUAUACAAUAUGGCACAUACUAUGUCACAAGUUUUUUUUUUUUUUUAAAGUAAGACAUUUAAUUUUAGUGCCUAAAAUCAUAGGGAUUAUCUAGUUCAAUCAUAGGGACUAUGUAGUGCCUUCCCUAUGUAAAUGAGUAAAUUGAGAGGCCAAUUGACUUGUCCAAGGUUUCCUACCUUAUCAGUGACAGAAUCAUAACUAGAAAAAAGGUCUUUUGACUAACUGAUGUGGGUUUUACUCCAUUACUUCCCUUUUCUAGGAUAGAAAAUCUGUAGAUUUCACAGAAAUUUUCCAUGAGAGAAUGUAUCCACAAGGAGAAAAAUAUAGCAAAGUUUUAUUUAAUCUUUAUUAUCAAUACUCUGUCUACUUCUUUCUAUGUUUAUCUUACUUAUCUAUGUUUAAAUAAUUAAACAAUAAAUCAAAUACUGAGUUAUAGCAUUUUGCCAAUUUCCAAUGUAUAAAUGCUCAUGCUGGAAAUUUAACAUUUGGCUCUCUCAAGUUGACUUGAUUUGAUUUUAGCAUGCCCUGUAGGUACCUACAUCUACUAUAGCAACCUCAUGAUGAAAAAUCUUAGUGAUCUAAGUAGAUAGGGAGAAUAUGGAGAAGUAAAAAUAAAACUCAAUGAUUUCUGCAUCUCUUUCUGUUCCUUGUUUUGAACAGCCCAUUCUUGGACAAGAUACCCAAUUCUUAACAUCAUAGUCUUUAUAAUGGGAAGAAAAAGUUUUGUUGAAGUAUUUUGAGAUCUUUAAAACGAAUGUCAUUAUCUACAAGUAAAAUAAUGAGCAAAAUAACUGAAGUAAAACUCUAGGUAGGGCUUGAAUUCAUAGCUUCUUAGACCUGGAAGGGACAAUGAAAUUAUUUUGAUUGAACUUCUCAUUUUACAGAUGAGGUACAGAUGACCUAUUCUAGGUUAAGUAGUUUCUCUAAUAUUUUAUACUUCUAGGUAAUAUUUAAAUUAGCAUUAGAAUGCAUGUUCUUUUUCCUAUUACCUAGUCCAAUGUCAUUUCUACCAUUUUAUUUUUUAUCCAAUAAUCAAUAAGCAUUUGUUAAGCACUUACUAUGUGGGAUACAAAGACAGAGAUGAAAAACCAUCCUUGCCUUCAACGAGUUUAUAUUUUACUUAAAUUCCUCUGUAUAGAAAUUCAUUAACUCUGGGUACAUCUUCUCUUUUCACAUAUUUUUCUAGGUACAUAAAGGUCCAUGGACAUUUUGAUUUUCAGUUCUGUGGCCAGACAGUUCUGUUGUUAUUAUUUGAUAUCUUUUAGUGGCCAGAAAGCCAUGCAUUAAAAUCUUGACUGUCUAAACUGCAAGGGAAUGACUAUCUAGAUUAGUAGGGAAGCAAGAUUGAUCCUUCCUUGGAAUCUUAUAUAAGCAUAGCUCCUAGGGAGAAUUUGGGAAGGGGACCAUGAAGUGGAAUUCUUCCAGCCCUUCGAAUGCUUACAGAACAUGAAUUCCUUGGCCUAUAUGGAAGAAGUGUGCUCUAUGUUAUUGAUGUUUCCUCGCGUGCAAUUUUCAAACUGUAUCCAUGUCAGCACUAUGUUAUUCAUUCAUUUGUUUAUCUUGCCAAAACAUUGAAGUUUGUGAAAUAGCCCUAGAGCACAGUGAUGGGAUAGUGUAACAAGAAAGGAAGUUGUGGCUUGAUCUCAAGCAGAGAGAAAAAGACUUUCCUCUUCAUUGUAAAAUUCCUUCUUUAUUUACUGCCUGGUGGACUGUGUCGCAUGACAGUUGCAUAGCAACAAAAUAAAGUUUGUCUGUUUAAGGAAA
This is a messenger RNA of Monodelphis domestica (gray short-tailed opossum), 5127 nucleotides long. The record is from RefSeq and is a predicted model, not a curated record. NCBI's taxonomy places the organism in Eukaryota, Metazoa, Chordata, Mammalia, Didelphimorphia, Didelphidae.